This is a messenger RNA of Chenopodium quinoa (quinoa), 1813 nucleotides long. RefSeq lists its product as uncharacterized. The record is from RefSeq and is a predicted model, not a curated record. Lineage: Eukaryota; Viridiplantae; Streptophyta; Magnoliopsida; Caryophyllales; Amaranthaceae. The transcript has 8 exons. The coding region runs from base 702 to 1424 and encodes 240 amino acids.
UUUUUGUUUUUGAAAAUUUUUAUUUUCUUACUCUAUUUUAUGAAAAACGUGCAUUUAAGUUUAGUUUGUUCCAUAAUAAGAGUCCAAUAAUGGUGCAGUUGGAUGGGGUUUGAAAAGACCUUUCCAACGAUAUAUUAUAAGCCCAAUUCCGAUGAAUAAUGAGGAAGUUAUGGCCAAAAUACUAAACUUGGCCCAAAUCGGAUUUUACCUAUACAUAGGGUUAGGAUCACUUCUUAAGAUCAUUUUACCACAACUUGAUCAGAAGUUCUGUAAUUGGGUAUUGGAUAGUUUUGAGGAGAGCAGUCAGAAUUUUGAAUUGCCAAAGAAUGAAAAAUUCAAGUUGAGGUAGAGGAUGUGAGGGUUGUUUAUGGCUUGCCUACAGGAGAAAUUCCAAUUGCUGAGGCAAAGUCUGAUAAAGUAAUUUACAGAUUGUAAAUGGAUACAUACAUGAUAAAUUCAAGAACAAUAGACCACCAAGUGAACAUUUCAUAACCAAUUUUUUAGCAGUUGCUGUGAACUGCAUGAUGAAUUGCAUAUCAAACAAUCAAUGUCACUUCAAGUUUCUUUUUUCAAUGAUGGACAAAGAAAAAAUAAGAAAUUUAAAUUGGUGUUAGUAUGUGUUUGAUUCACUAAUCAAAAGUCAUGUUGAUUGGAGAAAGCAGAAAGGAAAGGGGUUCUACAAAGGCCCUCUGCAAUUUUUUAUGCUGUUUUAUUUUGAUAGGGUUCAAAGGUUAGACAAAAGGCCUCCAAGAACAUUCUCCAUUAUAUCUGUUUGGAACAGACACAUGGUUCUUGAGAGGUUGAAAAUAGAGUAUGAACUAGGGUUUGGUAGAGGUAAAAUCUUACCUAGAAUUGCUGUACAAGUGGAAGAAAGUCCAGAGGUUUUCAUGAAUGAUUUUGUUAGCCUAGUGAAAGAGACAAGUACAAACCUUUCAAGACUUUCUGGAAAAUUGAUGAAGGCAAAGGAAAUAUUUCCAGAAAAUCAUUUGGUUAGAAAGGUUGAUGAAGUUUUAGGAAGAAUGGCUACAAGGGAGCAAUCAACUCUAAGCCAAGAUGAAGAGUUCUAUGAAUCAGAGGAGUUCCUAAAUGCAAUUGCUCAAAUUGAAAAAGAUCUCAUGGAAGCAGCUAAUUUUAUCAAAACUACAAACUGGAAGGAGAAUUAUGAUGUACGAAAAGCAUUCACUUUACAUUUAACUCCACCAUCUCCAGCCAUUGGUACAGGUUCUACAUCUACAACAAAGGCAUUGAUUCUUGAACCCCCAAUUCAAGCAUCUACUUCAGCAUCAAUUGGAAAGGCCGAUGAAAAAAAAUAUAUUCCAGAAGAAAAAAAUGUAGCCUCUGGUACAAAAGAAGCUGAAAAGGCUGUGAAAGAAAGUUCAAAUUCAGGAGAAAAAAAAUGUAGUCUCUGCUACAAAAACAUCUGAAAAGGUUGUUGAAGAAAGUUCAGCCUCAAAAGAAAGAAACGUAGCCUCUGGUACAAAAACAGCAGAAAAGGCUAAUGAAGGAAGUUCAGCUUCAGGUGAUCCACAGAAGGGUUAUUCUACAACACCUCCUCAUGGUAUUGAUUUGGAAUUGAGCACAGGAGGAAAAAAUGAAGAAUCUGAAAAAGACAAACAAGGAGGACAGGGGUAAUAUGAAUACCUCACCAUAAACUUCAAGAUGUAUUCAGUGGCUAUGUAUCUUUAAAAUAAUUUAAAUUUGUAAUUAGUAAGACUGGUCUUUUAUUUUACUAGGAAGAAGUACUGUUUAUUUUUCUAAGAACAAUUUGUGUUAUGGUAAUUUAUUUUGCUAAGAACAAUUUGUGUUAUGGUAA